UUUCAUUGCUACGGGAACAGUGAGCCGAAGUGGUAGGCUUUUUUCUCGCUUGCUCGUCGCGGUUUUUUUUCUACCGUUCACUACGGCUACACAUACUAGUACACUACCAGUCCAAGUGUGUUUUUUUUGCUUGCUGCCGCUGCACGUUUGUGAGAAGGUAAGAAAAAGCUAGUGAGAAGAUAGUGUGCGGUGGGGAAAGAAGCAGAAAUAGCGCGUCGUUUGUGUAGAGUAGUAGAUGAGUGAGAGUGUGUGCGCGCACGCUCCUCUGUGUGUGAAAAAAGAUUCAAUCCAAGCAAGCGUUGAUCGGUUCAAGAAAGAAGCUAGCAGCGGCGAAGCAGCGAGGAAACAAGAAGCCAGCCACGGUGCGACCAAGUAGCAGCUCAGUGGCUUUUCAGACAGCAUCUGAACAGCACGCGUUUUACUGAGUGGUGUGUGAGUUUUUGCUUCUCGCCGGCCGGGCAUUUCUCUCUACCCGCCUUUCAAGGAUAGAGGAAGAAAAGGAAAAAAAGUUAAGAUUUUUUUCUGUUCAAAUCAAAUAAGGAAGCAAAGUGAUUUUAUUUUUCUCUUGAUGGAAUUAAGCUCCUGCGGUGUAAAAGUACCAACAGUGACCAGUACAAGCGGUUAUAAACCAAAUCGAUGUUUCAGCGAGAAGAUUUGCAGAAAAAGUCUUCGACUGGCAGUACGGUUAUUAUAACAGCGUCAAAGUUGAAAAAACAGAAACUAUCGAUCUUUCUAGAUAACGUCUUUUGUGACCUUGGUGUUUUGUAAUCAGUGAGACGAGAAAAAAAAAAUCAAUGUCAGAAGUGCUACUACAACAAUAAAACAGUCAAAAACAAAAGUGAUCGAUCGUACUCUAGGUGUGUGGUUGCAAAAGAUACGAGAGGAAAAAAAGGACGCGCGCGGAGAUAUAAUUUGGAGUCUGAUCGUGCGAGGGUGUCAUGCCGGUAAGAAUUCCACCGCAGCCUACCAGUACUAGUAAAAGAAGAUCUCCGUCUUCGGCACCCGAGCGCAGAGUGACACCGCGGCACUUCGGACAUUACAACAACACGAAUAUAAACAAUAGAUUGCUACUACAGAUACAAUCGCGUCAUAUAGAGUCGCAGCAGCACUUGCAUUGUUGUUUUGUGGACCGUUCAGCGAAAAGUGACAGUCGAAACUGCCGGUAGCAAAAGGGCAGAAAUAAGUAAGUUUUUUUUUGUGGCACCCGGGCUUGGGAAACAAUUCAAUUUUGUAGUACCGCUCCGAGGAAGUGGAAAGUGUUCAUCAUUUAUUUUGGUUGAUCGGUGGUGGUUCGUAUAGUGAAAAACGAAAGCCUCCGCACAGUACACAGAGUGGGCUGUUAGGAAACCAGCAGCAGUCGGAAAAAGCAAAAGGAUAAGCUUUUAGUGUGUGGUGAAUUGAUCAAGGAGAACACUAGAAAGAAAGGAGUCGUCUGAGAGUGCAUAAGCAGCAGACGAGUUACGUGAUACAGAUUACAGACCGGAUUGUGAUAUAGUGAACCCAAAAGCAGCACCAGCGAAAGGAGAAGUGGGCCCCCUGCUAAGCAGCCGGGCAGCAACUAGGAUUUAAGAAACAAAAAACAAAUCAAACGCUUAUCAGAACUAAGUUAAGGAAGUAUAACUAAGCAAACAUGAUUUUGGCCACGAAACAGGAGCCCUUCUGGGACGACACUAGCAGCAUCGACGAAGGCCUCGACUGGCACGGGGAUCUCAGCGCGGACAUACAGCUAAUAGACUGUCCAACGCUGUCCUUCCUCACCGAAGUGGACGAGUCCGACCAGACUUACAACUACGGAUUCGGCUUCGAUGAGCAGCUGGAGUCGUCCAAGCAGCAGAUUCGGAACCACGACUGCAUGUGGUCCGGAUCGUGCGCCGAUCAGAGUCACCCGGGCAAAAUGGGCUGCAGAAUGAUUUCUCAUAGUACAAAUCACACGGAAAGCGCUCAGGAGCACUCGUCGUCGGUUGGUGGAACCGUUAACUACAACACAGCCGUCAACAGUAAUGCUGCAACGCAGCAGAAGUCUAUUCUAACCCCGGCUAUCAAUUCCACUCUUAACAUCAACAAUAAUGCAGCACAUAAAAUCGCUCCCUUCAAAGCACAUGCAGCGCAAAUUCCUGCGGGUCGGUCACUGCUGAUCCCUCGCAACAACAAAUUACAGCAGCCGCAAAUCAAUCGAGUACCGACAAUUUCUACUACAGACUUCCUGCGGGAACGGGAAGGUCCCCUGGCGCUGCAUACACGACCGGACACGCCCCUUAGCUUGGACGAAGAUCCACCGGAGUUCAAGCACAACAUUGAUCUGGCCACUUGUACGAUCGGUUCCAAUCAGCUCCGCCUGACCGAUCAUUGCAACUCCCGGCAUUUAAGUCACCACGGGAUGCACCAUGACGACGCAUCUUCGCUCCGAAUCAUCAACAUGAUCAAAGAAGUACUCGAGGACAACGGUAGCGACAGCCUGCAACUGACCCGUUCUUCCAGCGAAAUCGGCUCCCUUACGGAUCUGCUGAACGAUCUGGAAGAGAUGAAGGGUGAGGGUCACGAGGAUAGCGACACAGAAUCGAACGCCGACGGCAGCAGCAGUUGGAGUAGUGGUGAGGGCGGUGGCGGCCGUGAAGCGGACGUCCUCUCCGGCGGCUACACCCACGUCCACCACCAGGAGAUGAGUCCUUCGUCGUCGUCCUCCUCGCCAACGUCCUCUUCCGCCGCGUACGAGUACCACCAGGGUACGCACGUUGGCGAUCACAGCUACACCCGACCGAAGAACCGCUACAACAUGACCGGGCUGGGCGUACAAACGCCCUCAGAUUCCGAAGAAGAAAUCGACGUAGUUUCGAUCGGCGAAAAAAAUCUACCAACGAAUCCGACAGCGCGUGAUCGCCGCGCCCUGCAGAAUCGGGUAGCGCACAAAAUCGCCCGCAAGCAGCAGCAACAGCAGCAGGUUUCUGGCUCACAGCACCACCAUCGACGGCGGCACAGCGACGAUGACCUAGCAGCUGGACAUCAUUCAGCUGGCAGCUCGCAGACCGGCAGCCCCGCAAAAUACACUGGCGCUGGAUACAAUCUGUCACCAAAGUAUCUAACUCCGGCUUCGUCGACGACGAUAUCGGGCACCAAUACUCCACUGCCCGGUCACUCCUCAAGUAUAGCGAACCCUCGCAAGCGGCCGAGCAAGGAAGAACAGCAGCAGCACCGCGGUGGAAAAAGUCGACACCAUCAUCAGCAUCGCAACAAAAAGCAGCGCAUCCCCGGCAAGAAACCCGUCUCUGAUUCCUCCGAAGAGCUAGAAACCCUCGAAAAGCGCAACCUCCACAAUGACAUGGAACGCCAGCGGCGAAUCGGGCUGAAGAAUUUGUUCGAGGAGCUCAAGCGACAGAUUCCAAACCUCCGGGAAAAGGAGCGGGCUCCGAAGGUUAACAUUCUCCGGGAGGCGGCCAACCUCUGUCAGCGGCUCAAUCGUGAACAGGAACAGCUCAACGCACUCCGAAAGCAGCAACAGCGGCUGUACGCUCGAGUGCGGCAGCUGCGAACCUCGCUGCACUCGCAGCGGCGGUCGAUGGAGUAAAACCGAGUUCCCAAAGGGAGGAGGUGGGGCGGACAGCCGAUGGACGUAUGGAAACAAAUGUGAUUUCAGAUUUAAGUGCGACAUGAUGCGACAACAUUCAACCCAGGUGCCAAUAAACAAACACACACACACACGCUACAGCCAGACUGAGAACGACCGAAUGAGUGAGCGAUUAAGUAUGACACUUGUAGGGAUAAGACGAAAACGUACCGGUGUACCAGUGAGUGAAAGAGACAGAGAGAAAAAGAGAUGAAGGCGUCGUCGUGUAUGCGUAACCAAACUAACCUAACUAGAUUAAGCGAUUCAGUUCCGGCUUGUUCCGCCAAGGAGGCGGAAAAGUCCAGUUUUUUUUUGGUCAUUUGCCGAUGAAAACCAAGCUUUUUGUCGAAAAUUAUUACUUUGAAGAAACAAAAAUCGAAAACCGCGCAAGAGUAGAAGACAGCCAAACCCCCAAUUUCGGGUUUGGUGAGAAUUCGGCAAGCGAGAUAAUCCUGAAGAGAAAAUUCCGUUUCGGAAAAUGUGUUCGUGCGCUCAAGCUUCACUUCCCCGAAACGAUCCUAGUUGUUCCUCUGCGUGUGCGUAAGUAAGCUAACCUUUUUUUCACCUCAACCUCUCAUUCCAUAUCCCCUCACCAAAUUUUCUCCUUAUAUUACGUGUUAGGACGAAAGCGGUGUUGCUAGCACAAACACACCACCUCCACACAUAAAAUCCACACAUAAAUACGCGGAAGAUCCUCCGAUUGAAAGAGAAACACCAAAACAAUUGUUAAAAACAAAUGCAUUUACUACAAAAUGAUCGAUGCAUUUAUCUUAAAGCUCUCGCUUGCUGCUUGUUAGUUACUGCACUUAAACUUCUCUCAUCUUUGUUUUUUUUUUCUUUGUUGGUUUUUCAUUUUGAGUGUACUUUUUCUUGAACGAAGUAAAAUUCGCUACUCUCAAAUAAAAUUUAAAAAACAAAACGCAGUUAAAGUUGAUAUAUACUAUUAUAUACUAUGGUAAGUUAGAACGAGCAGAAACAGAUUAACGUCUGAAUUAUUAUUACUUUAUUAGUUGUAUAACUAUAUAGAUUUUAAAUACUUCUUUAUUAAAAAAAGUGAGUUACUGAAAACAAUGAAGCGCUUUUGAAGCAAUUUACUAUAAUAGACAUAACAACCUUUGAUAGACAUAACACAACCUUUAUGAACUGCAUCUAGGAUUAGUUGGAACAUAUAACGCUGUAUAUAGAACAAACACAAACACACUUAGACAGUACAUACUAUCAUCUUGUAGAGGAAGUAAACGCAAUGUGAAUUAUAUAGGUAACAGCGUAAGCUAAAAAAAACCUUAUGAAAUAUGAAACUUAACUUUAAUCAGUGCCGCAUACAUAAAGCCAAUGAUUUUGUUUAUUUUCUUCAUUUCUCGAGCUGUUGCACCAAAUCCAAAACGGGGGUGGGUGCGCAAGUUCGAAUUCCUAUUAUUGACCAUCCAUACACACACACAUACACAUACACGAAUGCCCCCAAUCAAGGAAUCUAAAAAUGUCAUAAACUUACGACAGGAUCUACAUUAAUUAACUGGCUCAAAACUGUUUAACUACUAUCGUGUAUGUUUUUUUAUAUAGUUUUAAUUGAUUUUUUCUCUUUUAAAAUGACAUAGUUGUAGAGAACACUGUACUGUCAGCUUGGUGAAUGAUGAAAUUGAAUAAUACUGUAAAUAUAGAGCAUAAGAAAACGAUUUAUUUUGUCAUCGUUAAUGAUUGUUUCUCACAUGGUUUUUUUUCUGUUCGUUUUUCAACAUUGUACACUAGUGGAUAGAGGAGAGGUAACCAGCAAUUAUCGCAAAAACUAAAGCAUUGAAAAAAAACUCAAACUUGAGUACCACUUUUCUUUCUUCUUUUCGCGGGAAAUUCUACUCAGUUGGUGGAAAGCUCUUCUACUUUCGCUUCUUCCGGACACUUUCCGGUCAGUUGCUAGCUAUUCUGCCUUUUUGAGAGCUUUUUACGCAAUCGAAGAAAUGGAAUGGGACAGACGUGUUUUUUUUUUCAAACGUACAACUUUUGAUGUUCAGAUCAGAUCUCUGGUAAUGCCAACUGUAUAAAAACUAUCCACAACUGAUGAUAAUGAGACGACCAGAUAGAUUGUAACGCGAGUUAAAUUGCUGCAAGGAGACAUACGAAGAAUUAUUGGUCUACAUGAUUAUAUUAUACUAGGUACUACUAUUAAUAGAAAACAAUUACUAGUUAAUAUGAAUAAGCAGACUAGUGGGGAGAAAGUCAGUUGAAUGCUAAGGAUAACUAUAGGGUCUUGUAUUUUUUUUAUUAAUUCGAUUAAUUUUUUUUUAUAUAUUGCAGUAAAACGCGAAAAUGGAAAAAAUAUACUAUUUAGAAAGCGGGAGGGACACAACAAAUUGUAAUUCAAAUAAUGACAUUAAAAAAACAAACCAGAAAACAAAAUUCAACUGUUAUUAUUUUUUCGUUUGAAAACGUGAAAACCUUUGUUUUGAAGAUGGAUUUCCUCGAUUCUUUUCUUAUCUUUCCUUUUCUCAUCUCUUUCGUUGUUUCACCGCGCGUCACAGCCGUCGUCGUUUUGUUGCCGUUUCUUCCACUCUCUCGCUUUCUCUUUCUCUCUUUAGUUCAACUUUAUUUUUCGCUGUUCGUUUUGUUAGCAUAACACGCGCUCGCGCCCGCGUGUUCUCUGCGGAUUAAUUCGGUUCGGUUUGCGUAAUACACGCACGCUAGCGGGCUUAACUAUGCGUAAGUAUUUAGUUUAGGCUGAAUUUUUGUUUUUCAUUUGUUUUUCUCGGACGCAUUUUGAGUUUUUUUCACAACACAUUCCAUAAAAAAAUCAGAGUCAAAAUUUAAUCAUUCAUUUCGUAGAAUGGGAAUGAAUAGAAAAAGUUCGUUGAUGGCGUCAUAGUCCUUUAUAAUUUUCAGCAUGUUUCUACGUCUUUGUCUAAAAUAUUAUUUUUUUAACUUUUGUUUUAACUGAUUAAUGUUUUUUCAAGUGCAUUUAGUGCAUUAUUAUUAAUUCUUAAUUCAAAAACAGAUCUUAUUUAGGAUUUCCAAUUCCUUUUGAUUUUUACAAGAAAGGUAAAAACUGCAAGCAAUUUUUCUUAUCACAAAAAACUACGCAUUUAAAAAUAAUAUUUGAAAAAUGAAAGAAUAUUUGUACUAAUUCUUAUAGUAACCUCUCGUAGAAUUUUGUUAUUGGCGAUCUCAGAUUUGACUGAAAUUGAAAGCUAAAUUUUAUUCAAAAUAAAUUUUGAGGAUCAUUGAAAUUUUGAUCCAGUUUGUGUGUAAUAAAACAGGUAUUCUGUGGGCACUCGCCAGUUUUUUUCCAAAACUUGAGAGUUUUGAAAUUUCCUGAUGAAUAUUCAGUUAUUCCAGAGAAAAAUAAAAUUUAAUCAAACAUUUUUAUGCAAGAAUCAUGGACAAAUUCUAUUAUAUUCAGUAGAAAAUAUAUUAUUUUUUUCAUUAUUAUUGUCGCUUUUUGUUUUUAUAAAAGCAGCUCUACAGUAUUAUUAUAAUUUUGUUCACAUCUUUCAUAAGCAAGAGGAAAUCCAUCCAAAAAAUCGAACUGCUGGUAAGAAACAAAUAUCUCGCUUGAAACCGCAAACCUCUAAAAAGGGUGAAAACUGAACUAAAUACUUCCUAGAAAAGAUUGUACAAUAAAAAAAAAAAACAAAAUAGACCGAAACUUGUGAACACAUUCUAGGGAAAACAGGAAGAAGAAAAGAAUCAACCUGCUAUAAUGCGUAUUUAAAUUAGUCGUCGCUUGCAGCGAGAGGAAAAAAGAAAACUAAGCCAUCGGCAAGCUCUAUUAUACAACCUCUAUAGGAAACAAAUUUAGAUUUAUUUUAUCUUGAAGUUGCGGUGAAGCAGAAAAAAAUUUCAACACUAAUCAAUCAGAUGGAAAUGUAUUUUGUAAGAAAAGUAAAACAAAAAACAUAAACAAAUAGAUAACAGGAUUGAAUCGGAUGAUUAGAAUAACACAGUAAUAGGAAAACCUAAAAAAGUAGCACUGAAAAAAAUGCGGCAGCUAGAAAUAGGCUUGGAAGCAAAUUGAAAAAAAAAAUGGUUAGACGAUGCUUGAAGUUGCAGCAUUAAAACGUGUGAAUAACAGAAAAAAAUUGAAAUUUUAGUCAAACAAAUUUUGGGUAUAAAAAAGGGUGCUGUACGAAUAUUGUUUGUAUAAAAAGAGAAGAAAAGAAGGUUAUUUUGUUACAAUUUUGGAUCAUCGAUGCCAAAAGAAAAAAAAAAACAACAAUCCUAUCAAUGCAAUAAACCUGGGUGUUAUUAUACAACUUUAUUUUGUGAUUGUGUAUUAGCAGCAGGAAUUCGUUUGCUAAAUUACCCACAACAAAAUGUCAGCAAAGGGCGCAAGCGAGUUGUGAGCCGUCAUCCCCAAUUAGGAAAAAACUUUGACAACCACGUAAAUAUUCAUAUAAUAAUAGUAAACAACCAAAGCAUGCCUCGAGCUCAGGUUCUCAAUCUACACUGGAAACUGUAUCGUAUAUGAAACAAAAAAAAAGGAAA
This is a messenger RNA of Wyeomyia smithii (pitcher-plant mosquito), 8074 nucleotides long. RefSeq names its product myc protein (gene Myc). Gene Ontology annotation, biological process: regulation of transcription by RNA polymerase II. The transcript is spliced from 4 exons. Gene Ontology annotation, molecular function: protein dimerization activity; DNA-binding transcription factor activity, RNA polymerase II-specific; RNA polymerase II cis-regulatory region sequence-specific DNA binding. Bases 1631 to 3562 code for a protein of 643 amino acids. The record is from RefSeq and is a predicted model, not a curated record. NCBI's taxonomy places the organism in Eukaryota, Metazoa, Arthropoda, Insecta, Diptera, Culicidae.